Messenger RNA from Lathyrus oleraceus (garden pea), 615 nucleotides. RefSeq lists its product as uncharacterized. The coding region runs from base 1 to 615 and encodes 204 amino acids. Gene Ontology annotation, molecular function: RNA-DNA hybrid ribonuclease activity; nucleic acid binding. Lineage: Eukaryota; Viridiplantae; Streptophyta; Magnoliopsida; Fabales; Fabaceae. The transcript has a single exon. The record is from RefSeq and is a predicted model, not a curated record.
AUGUUGCUGUCAGAAUACGAUAUUGAGUACCAUACCCAGAAGGCAAUAAAAGGAAGUAUCAUUGCCGACCAUUUAGCUCACCAGCCAAUUGAAGACUAUCAAUCCAUUCAGUUUGACUUCCCCAAUAAGGAUGUAAUGUACUUAAAAGAGAAAGAUUAUGAUGAAUUGUUGCCAAGUGAAGGGCCAGAUCCAGAAUCCCGUUGGGGCUUGAUAUUUAAAGGAGUUGUUAAUGCUUAUGGAAAUGGAAUUGGGGCAGUCAUUGUCACUCCUCAAGGUUCUCAUACUCCAUUUACCGCAAGAUUGACAUUCACUUAUACGAACAACGAGGCAGAGUAUAAAGUGUGCAUUAUGGGUCUUGAAGAGGCUAUCGACUUGAGAAUCAAAAUUUUGGAUGUAUACGGAGAUUCAGCUUUGGUGAUUAAUCAAAUCAAAGGAGAAUGGGAAACCUGCCAUCCUGGUUUGAUUCCUUAUAAAUAUUAUGUGAGGAGGCUAUCAACUUUCUUCAACCAAAAUGAAUUUCAUCAUAUACCUCGUGAGGAGAAUCAGAUAGUAGAUGCUCUAGCAACUUUAUUCUCCAUGAUUGUUGUGAAUUGGUGGAAUGAUUGCCCACAAUAA